ACCACAAGAGCACCUUGCCCCGUCCUGCUCACCACAGCCAUGUCCCGAGCAGCUGCAGCACGGCUGGGAGAGCCUGAUGGCUCGGAAGAGGAGCUGGAGGUGGGUGCAGCACCGCGAGCAUGCUGCAGGCAGAAGAUGUGGGUUCCUAAGGGGAGGAACGCAACCGCCUGCCUGGGGGACACCGAGGAGAUGAAGGUGAGGAAGAGGAGCAGGCCGGCACGCUCCAAGGCCAGGAGGAUGGCAGCCAACGUGCGGGAGCGCAAGAGGAUCCUGGACUACAACCAAGCCUUCAAUGCCCUGCGGCUGGCCCUCAAGCACGACCUCGGAGGCAAGAGGCUCUCUAAAAUCGCCACCCUCCGGAGAGCCAUCCACCGCAUCGCCGCUCUGUCCCUGUCCUUGCACUGCUGGCCCUGCACCCACUCCGAGUGCCGCAGGCAGGGCGUGCGGGACGGCCGCCUCGUGCCCCCCAGUGCUGUGGGUUACGGCUGCUGUCCUCCCGAGAGCCAACUCCAGUGCUAUGAGAGCCCGCAGGAGGAUCGCCCAGCAGCCAGCCCUGUGUUUUACCCCGUGGGGAGUCAGCAGAAGCACGCAAGCAACCUGCAAGCCCUCCCGCUUGCACCGCUCCCCUGGCAGCUGGGGGGGUUGCAGAGCUCUGGCUUCCAAUGCUUCCCCAUCCACUGAGCCACAGAGCAGGGAGGGUGAGGCGGUGCCGGGAAGGUAACAAAGCGGGGAGUGGGAUGGGACUGUGUGGGAGCAGUGGGAUGUGGAGCUCAGCUGAGGUGCCGUGAGCCCAGCAAAGCCUGGAAACUCAGCUGGGAAGUGUGGAGGAGGUUGCUUUGUGCUCGAGGAAGGGCCAGCUCUGCAGUUUCUUUUCUUGUGAGGUUUCUCUGCUGGAAAUUGUGACCAUUAUUUAUUGUCUUUUGCUUGCUUUGUGAGAAAACAUGACUUAAAAACCCAGCAUCGGGGCACUGGCUGUUAGUGUGUGCGAGGUGGACAGAUGGUGUGUGUGGAUCACACUAAAGCCCCUGGCUCUGGUUCCAGCUGAUGAAUUAGGGGAGCAGGGGCUGGGAAAGGUUAACGCGGUUGUACUUUUAAUGCUAAGCCCAUUGGUGCACAUAUUGGUGCGGAGACAGACUGGUAAGCCUGGACGAAGAGGAAAGAGAGACAGAUGUCUGCCUUUGGAAAGCUCGUGCUUCCUCCUGGUGACUGCAAAGUGGAUCUCUGGGAUAGUCUGGUACCGAGCUCCUGGCUGGGACAGGGAAGGGCUCAGCCCUCAGCUCCUCGUGUGCCAGUCUUCCUCCUUUAGACCCAGGGUGGGGUGGGGGAGCUGGGAAAUGAGCCUGGCAGAGGAAAGCCCGUAGCAGCCAGGAGAGAGAGCUCUCUGCUCAGCAAAGGAUCCUCCUCCAAGCGCUGCCGGUGUGAGACAUCUUGGCUUUCAUCUCCAGCAGAUGUUCCCCUUUCCAGGAGGGCUGCAGCCAUGGCUGCUGGAGGAAUCCUAUGUCUCCCAUCAGCAUCCCCUGCUACGGGGCGAGGCUCUGCCUGUGUCCAGCACUCAUACACCGUGGUGUGAGCUCAGGAACACCAGGAUCCAGAGAUGUGAAAGCCAAACCAAACCCACGCCCACCCUAGCACUAAUCCCUCUCCAUCACAAUUCUAUUUUCAGUUUUUACCCCACAUUUUGGUGUUAAAGCAAAACGGAUGGAAAUAAAUGUUCGGAGAGAUGAGAGAAUGGGAAAGACAAAACACUUGAGACCAUCGAGGCUCUCAGCUUCACAGUUACAAAAUGCGGAUCCCUUUU
Molecule: messenger RNA, 1798 nt
Organism: Meleagris gallopavo (turkey)
Lineage: Eukaryota; Metazoa; Chordata; Aves; Galliformes; Phasianidae
Gene: BHLHA9
Product: basic helix-loop-helix family member a9
Biological process (GO): regulation of transcription by RNA polymerase II; developmental process
Molecular function (GO): DNA-binding transcription factor activity, RNA polymerase II-specific; RNA polymerase II transcription regulatory region sequence-specific DNA binding; protein dimerization activity
Source: RefSeq, a predicted model, not a curated record